Molecule: messenger RNA, 1749 nt
Organism: Fusarium proliferatum ET1
Lineage: Eukaryota; Fungi; Ascomycota; Sordariomycetes; Hypocreales; Nectriaceae
Exons: 1
Coding region: 1-1749 (582 amino acids)
Molecular function (GO): magnesium ion binding; carboxy-lyase activity; thiamine pyrophosphate binding
Source: RefSeq, a predicted model, not a curated record
AUGUCUUUCGAAAAUAUGAAGAUAUCCUCCGCCAAAGUCGCGGAAUAUUUAUUCCAGCGGCUGCGCCAAUUGGAUGUUACUUCAGUCCAUGGUGUGCCUGGCGACUAUAAUCUCACUCUACCCGAUUACAUUGAGCCGGCUGGCCUUACGUGGGUUGGGAAUGCCAAUGAACUAAAUGCCGGAUAUGCAGCCGAUGGCUAUGCUCGCGUCAAAGGAGUCGGCGCUCUCGUGACCACCUUCGGCGUCGGAGAACUCUCAGCUGUCAACGCCAUCGCUGGGGCAUACGCCGAAAGAGCGGCUGUGAUUCAUAUUGUGGGCAUUCCCUCUAGAGUGACGCAAGAGUCGAGAUCACUUGUUCAUCACACAUUUGGGGACGGAGAAUAUGGACGUUUUGCAGAAAUCUAUCGCCAUGUCACUGUUGCCCAAACCAGGCUAGUAGAUACCAGAACUAUCCCGGACCAGAUCGACUCAAUCUUGCAACAAUGUCUCCUACACACUCGACCGGUCUAUAUCGAGGUCCCUGUUGACCUUGUCGAUGCCACGGUAUCGGCAUCUCGCCUUAGUCAUACACUGACACUGCCAAGCGACCUACCAAAUGUGUUGACGUCGGCUUCAGUAGCCACGAUCCUGGACAAGAUUUACUCUGCAAAGCAACCCCUCAUCAUUGUCGACGGCGAGGUGCGGCCAAUGAGAGUGGUAAACGAAGUGCAAGAAAUAGUCAGAGCUACCGGCUGGCCAACAUGGGCCACAGGAUACUCCAAAUCUCUGGUUGAUGAAGGUUUGACAAACUUCCAUGGCGUCUACAACGGAAGCUUUGAAAAUUCUACAUCGCGCAAUUUUAUCAACCACGCAGAUCUAAUUCUCUGCUUUGGUCCUCAUUUCACUUCAACCAACACCUUCUUGUUCUCAAGCAUUCCGGAUCCGCAGGUCACGAUGUUAUUUAUGGAUACGGAGGUCAAACUAGGCAACGAGAUGAUUCGAAAUUGCCCGGUUAAACCGCUUCUAGCUCGCCUCUUGCAUGAGCUGGAUCUCUCCAGGGUACACAAGUAUGAGCCUUACCCUACUCUCCCCAGAGACAGCCUCUUGUCAUUUUCUGGUCUUCCCUCAGAUGGACUCAUUGACCAAAAGAAUGUGUGGCGUCUACUGGGGAACUUUCUUCGGCCAGGAGACAUUUUAAUGGCCGAGACUGGCACAGCUGGCUACGGAGCUCGACAUAUUCCCCUGCCGUCUCACACUAGGUACUUCGGGCCUGUGACCUGGCUCUCUAUAGGAUACAUGCUUCCUGCUGCCCAAGGCACUGCACUCGCCCAGAAAGAGUUAAUGAGUACUAAUCAGUGGUCCGGCAUUCACAAUGCACGCACGGUUCUACUUAUGGGCGAUGGCAGUUUCCAGAUGACUGCCCAAGAACUUUCUACCAUUAUUCGACAUGAUCUCGACGUCGUUGUUUUUCUUAUCAACAAUGAUGGCUACACUAUUGAGAGGUGUAUUCAUGGACUGACCCAGGGGUAUAACGAUGUACCAUCGUGGCGUUACCUAGAGGCCCCCCGAUUUUUUGGAGCCCCGGAAGAUACAUUUACUUAUUCUUCUAAGAACUGGGGUGAACUCGAAGAUGCCCUAAGUAGUAAAGCUUUGAGUGACGGCAAGGGCUUGAGGAUGGUCGAGGUUCUGAUGGGUCGGGAGGACGCACCUGAGGGGCCACUGGCCCAGUAUCUAGAUAAGCAAAGGAUGCGCCUUGAUAGUACAGUCUAG